AUGCAUCUGACAUCCUACAUCUCCGUCGCCGUAACCCUCCUUGGCCUAACAAGCGCCGCACCAAAGGAAUGCGACAAGCGCUCUCCCGUUCCCAAGUUCGAAAAGGGUCACUACAUCGUUGACCGAUCAACCAAAUUCGCCAACAAAAAAGUUUGGACAUUCAACGGCAAGACUCUUCCCGAGGGGCUUUACGCUAGCGAUUACCCUGUUGGAAAGACCCAUGUUUUUACGCCCUCUGGUGUUAAGCUUCGCAAUGGGUAUCUAGAGCUUAAUGUUCCGGGUGGACAGAAGGCUAAGCCUUAUAAGUCUGCUGAGGUUGCUACUGAGAUGGAGAAUAUUAUGUAUGCUUCUGUUAGAACGACGGCUAUUCUUAGUGAACCUGCAGGUGUUUGCAACGGAAUGUUCUUUUACGAGUCCGACAGCCAAGAAACCGACAUCGAGUGGCUGUCAGACCCCAAAUCCCAAUCCAACGAGAACGGCGUCCGUCACUUGUGGUUCACCAACCAAGACAACAAUGGCGACGGACAGCCCAGCCACAAGGCCGUCCUCCCCCCUUCCAACCCUACCACCACCGAACACGAGUACCGAAUUGACUGGACCAAGGGUCUUGUUCAAUUCUAUGUUGACGGUGUGAAGAUGUGGUCUACCAAGAAGGAUGUUCCCAACGUGCCUGGUCCUUGGAUCUGGAAUAACUGGUCCAACGGUGAUAAGGGUUGGAGUGCGGGUCCUCCUAAGCAGAAUGCUUCUUUCAAGAUUAAGAAGAUUGAGAUGUACUACAACACUGCUUAG
This is a messenger RNA of Fusarium coffeatum, 789 nucleotides long. RefSeq lists its product as uncharacterized. Gene Ontology annotation, molecular function: hydrolase activity, hydrolyzing O-glycosyl compounds. Bases 1 to 789 code for a protein of 262 amino acids. The record is from RefSeq and is a predicted model, not a curated record. Gene Ontology annotation, biological process: carbohydrate metabolic process. The transcript is spliced from 2 exons. NCBI's taxonomy places the organism in Eukaryota, Fungi, Ascomycota, Sordariomycetes, Hypocreales, Nectriaceae.